Molecule: messenger RNA, 1101 nt
Organism: Symbiodinium sp. CCMP2456
Lineage: Eukaryota; Dinophyceae; Suessiales; Symbiodiniaceae
Source: the annotation of a GenBank genome assembly
GUCGAGAAACUAAAGCAGAAGCACGAACACGGUGAGGAGCUGGACACCUUGCAGAUGGAGAAACUGCAGAAAGGUCCAGAAAUUGCGCGGAAACUUGCAGAGCUGCAACUCAAGAAGGCGCUCCAGAGCGCGACCACCUUCAGCGAGCGCCAGGACGCUGGAAGCCCUGAGCCCUGGGACAAUCUUCAGGAGAUGCAGAAGCCGCCCACGGAGGCGCCCUCUCUGGGAACUUCUGUCACGAUGGGAAGGACUCCACUCAGAGCUCCGCGAGAGACGCCGCUCUGGAGGCCGAGCCCCAGCGAAGGUCUCAGCACGGAGCCAGCCGAGUCAAUGAUGAUGAUGAGUGGCGGCUGCGCGCCGAACGGCUUUGACCCUGGACCAGCCGGUGAUGCCAUGACCUUCCAGCCGAUGUCCUCCAUGCAGCCGAUGCAUCAGAUGGAGAUGGCGGUUUCCGAUAUGCCCGCGGCAGAGGAAACGUGGGACGUUUGCUGGGAGUGGGUCCAAAACGGCUACUGCCCGAGAGGGGAGACGUGCAGGUGGCAGCACCCUCCGCUGCAGCUGCCGAACGGAAGCAUCCUCUUCUGGCAGGGCAGCGAGGCUGCGCAAAGCGGCGAAAUGGUCGUCAUGGCGGUUCCUGCCGGAGAUUUCGGCGGCAUGCCCUGCAACGGAGGUCCGGUCAACUUCAGUGGCCCCUACAGCGGCGACGGCGUUAGCUUCGUCGGUCAGGGCGGAUGCUGCGGCUGUGGAGGGUGCUGUGGAGGCUGCCCCGGCUGUGGUGGUUGCGUGCCAUGUGGCGGCUGCUGUGGAUGCGGACCGGGUUGUGGAGACGUGUGCAUGGGUGGGCCCUGCACGCCUUGUGGGCCCUGCACGCCAUGCGGCUGCGAAGGCAGCUGUGGCUGUGGAUGCCCCGUCGGCGGCUGCGUGACCGGCGGCUGCAUGCCUUGCUCAGGUCCUUGUGGGCCAAGUUGCCCAGGUUGCGGGCCUUGCGGGCCUUGUGGCGCCUGUGGCAAUGGCUGCAGCCUUCCAUGUGGUGCUCUAGUUCCAGACAGCCCCACGUUCGAAGGCGCCCGCAAGGAAGAUGGCAGCCCGGCGGCGCGAUGA